This is a messenger RNA of Sphaeroforma arctica JP610, 661 nucleotides long. RefSeq lists its product as hypothetical. Gene Ontology annotation, biological process: mitochondrial electron transport, ubiquinol to cytochrome c. The record is from RefSeq and is a predicted model, not a curated record. Bases 130 to 315 code for a protein of 61 amino acids. Lineage: Eukaryota; Ichthyosporea; Ichthyophonida. The transcript has 3 exons.
GUAUGUAUGGUUCUAUUCAAUUGUACUAUAUCAGUGAGGUUGCGAACACUUCAUAUAAUUAGUACGAUCUGCGGCACAUUUCAUUAACACCUACACAGGUAACCUUCUUGUACUACAUACUCAGCAAAUAUGAUUGGAGCUAUCUACCGAACGUGUAUGCGAAGCAAUGCUUCAUUCAUGGCCACCUUCUUAGUGGCUGGUGUUUUCGCCGAGCAAGUCUUCGAGAUGAGUGCAGAUAACUUCUACGACAAUUACAACAAAGGGAAACUGUGGAAGCACAUUGGCCCCGCCAUUGAGGCGAAUGAAGCCAAUUAGAUGGGUCCUCGCGAAUGGGGUUUAUGUACAGCUUGGCAUGAUCGCUGGCGUAGGCGCUGGUGUGGUAUAGAUAGCUUUGUAGUACAUACAACCGCAACGGAUUGGCUGUGUAUGCUGCGCUGAAGUUCGACUGAAAACUACGAAGCCGAUUGGCUGACAUGGAGAUAAGACAUUACACCAGUGGACCUCCAAGCGAAUAAACAAGAGUUGUGUUUGCUAGCACUAUAGUCGUGUUUCUCCGAUUUUGCCCACGGCAUAGGGUGUGUGCACUCACUUAGGCUCAUAUGGAUUCUUCAUAGUUAAUUCGCCGUUGUGUAUGCCGUCCACGUGCGUUUUUUGCAGCUCC